AUGGUGGCAGCAGCGCGCGGCGACGCAACAGCAGCAGCAGCGCGAGAGCCGCCGUCAUGUGCGGCGACGGUGGGCAUCUGGUCGAUGAACGUGGUGGGGUCGGUGGGGAUCAUCAUGGUGAACAAGCAAGUCAUGUCCGGAUACGGCUUUGUAUUCGUCAGCACACUGACGGGGAUGCACUUCGCGCUCACAGCCCUAACGGGGGUCGCAUCAGCGUGCGCGGGGCUGGUCCCCAGGCAGCUCAGCGUGCCCCUCCCCGUGCUGCUGGGCUUCGCUCUUCUCGGCAACGCCAGCCUCGUCGCCACCAACCUCUCGCUCCUCCUCAACUCCGUCGGAUUCUACCAGAUCUCCAAGGUCAGCAUCAUCCCGACCGUCUGUUUCUUCGAGGCUGUCUUCAAGGGGCGAUCGUUCACCCCGCGGGUGAAAGCAGCCGUCGCAGUGGUCAUGCUGGGCGUCGCCCUCUGCACUGUCUCGGAAAUCCAUGUCAACCCGCUGGGACUAGCUGUGGCUGCUUUUGCUGUGCUCUGCUCGGCCAUGCACAUGAUGCUGAUUGGUCUGCUCCAAGAACGAUACUCCAUUGGCUCCUUCGAUCUCCUCAGCCAAUCAGCACCUCUCCAGGCCUUCAUGCUGCUCCUCAUCGGUCCUUCCCUCGACCUCCUCCUCACCUCCCGCUCCCUCCUCGACUACCAUUACCAGCCCUACGCCAUUGUCUUCAUAACUCUCUCCUGCUGCCUAGCAGUGGUCUGCAAUCUCAGCGCCUACCUCUGCAUCGGGAAAUUCUCCGCCUCGACUUACCAGGUGUUAGGCCACAUGAAGACCGUGCUAGUGCUCGUGCUGGGAGUGGUGCUAUUCGACUCUGCCAUCUCCCUUAAAGGCAUCCUCGGCAUGUGUAUAGCGGUCACAGGAAUGGUCAUGUACGGCCAUGCCACUGCCACUCAGGCGAGUGCUUCAGGAGGAGGAUUGGGAGGGGGAGGAGCAGUGGUGACGGGAAUAAAAGUGGGGCGAGGAAAGGGAGAAGCAGGAUUGGCAGGGGGGGAGGAGGGUGAGAGGGAAGGGAUUCCUCUUCUCAGUAUCGUGGUUGGGUCAGAGGAUGAGGAAACGGACGAGGAGGAUGAGCGAGACGGUGAGAAGGGGUCGCUGAGGAAGCAGAGUAUAGAUAGAGCGGGUGAUUGGAUUGACGUCCCAAAAGCCUAUUCAAAGACCGGAAGUCCCGUCGAUAGGCCUUCUGGUGUUGCCGCAUCCAGAACGGUUAUCGGAUUCUAG
Messenger RNA from Closterium sp. NIES-65, 1263 nucleotides. Lineage: Eukaryota; Viridiplantae; Streptophyta; Zygnematophyceae; Desmidiales; Closteriaceae. The record is from the annotation of a GenBank genome assembly.